Molecule: messenger RNA, 2188 nt
Organism: Cucurbitaria berberidis CBS 394.84
Lineage: Eukaryota; Fungi; Ascomycota; Dothideomycetes; Pleosporales; Cucurbitariaceae
Exons: 1
Coding region: 190-1770 (526 amino acids)
Source: RefSeq, a predicted model, not a curated record
GCAAGCAUGGUUUGGAACAUGUCCUCAGACGUCAUGCCCCCCAUGAAGUUAAUACUGACUCCGUCUGCCCAGCGAGCAGCCAUGCAUCUCCUCUUCACAAAGCGCCAUUGCGACUGACCCGGCGCAUUGCGACGACGCUGCUUCCAUUGACGCCUGCGGACGACACAGUUUUGCGCCUACCCCGCAAUCAUGCCUCCCAAACCACAGACCGACAUCAUCGAGGACAUCGGGCCCGCAAAGAGCAAGGCGCAGAUCCUUACCGAUGUGUAUUCUCUUGCCAUGCAGUUUAGCACCUGCGUCGAGGCCUUCAAUCUCAUACAUCCGUCCAAGGACCAUGAUCGUGCCCAGAAGGUUGCCCUCGCCAAACUCGGCCUCCAGCAGGGCAGGCUGCUCAUCUUUGGGGAUGCAGUGGGCAUCUCUGCUCCACCAGCGAACAUUGCGAAGCACAUGAUCCCCAGUCACCCUGGCCUUACGAACCCAGAGCCGCAUCUGCCUAUAAAUUUUGGAAUCCGGGAUCCUAGACUGGAUGAUGAGGUCAUUAAUGCAAAGAUCAGGAAGGCACUCCAUGAGAUUGCGGGCAGGCCUGUGGGCAUGUCUCGAGAAGAGUUGAUGAACGUGUACGGAAUGAAAACCCCAAAGGGCUUCAUCAAGAUCGAACAGCCGGCCCUGGACACCAACCGUCUCGAGGGCUUCCGCGAGAAAUACGCCCUUCUCCAGGACCUCCUCAGGCAGACGGGCGCCCGCGCCAGCAUCAAGCGCAAUGUGAGCAUGACGACGAACCACUGGACGGUAAAGGACGGCGCGCGCUUCAACCACUUUGUGAAGAAUGUUCGUACAGAAGUCGACGCGCUGAUCGAACUCAUGGGCGUGAAAGAGCAGGUGGAUCGGGGCACCCGGUCUGAUAUUCGAUGCAUGGCGUGGCAUCCUGACCUCACCGGACCGAUUGUGCAACAUGAUUGGGAGAAGCUGCGUCUCAUUCGGGAAGCUUGUGAAGUCGAUUAUCCAGAGUAUAUCGAGGUCGUGGACACGGCACUCAAUUACAUCAAUGAGGAACUCAAGGAAACGAGCCUUGCGAAACGCCGUGCAAGCUUGGGUCUCGUAGACGGCUCUGACGGGCCAGCUGCCGGGCGCCGCAAAUCAGACUACGACAUACGCUCCGUCCCACCCAAAGUAGCAGCAGCAGCCGAAAAGACACACCUGCAGCAAUCUGCCGAGCGAGCCCUGGACCCCAAAGCCGGCAAAGAAAAGCGGCCACACUGGCUCUCCGCUUUCAAGUACAAGUCCUGGUCCAAGAGCAAAUACGACAAGGCAAACUCGAAGAGCAAACCCAGCCCCCACGACGCCUCAAACAUGCAACGCUCCCAAUCCCUCUCCGAAGCCAAACCAAAACCCACCCCAUCAACAACCCACCAGUCCAUCGCCCCAGAGGAAGAAAGCAGCCACGCCCUCGAGCCCGUGCGCUCCAAAUCCCUCUCCGCCAUGCCCGACGAGCCAGCCCACGACCUCGACUCGCGCGUCCGCAACCUGUCCGUCACGAGCGACACCAUCAAAGCGGACUUGGCCGCUGCCGUCCAGGAGAACGCCGGCGAAGUACUGGAAAAGCAUAAUCCGCUUGUGCAGGUGGAUACGGCGAGUAGUGAGGGUGCGCAACAUGAGUUGUCUGGCGUGACGACGGUGAACAGUCUGAUUGAUCGGCAUGAUAUGUACCAGGGCAUGGGCCGGAUUGAAACGCGGGAUAUCCGGGAUAAGGCGCAUGAGUAUGGGAUUUAGGCUUGUUUGGAUCAGAGGAGAGAGGAGAGGAAGGAUGGGAGUUUUCUUUUCUUUUGGCUGUUAAUUAGGAUACCAAGUUGAGUUUUGUUUUGUACAUGCGCAGAGAAGGUAGGUGGGUACUUCUACCGCUAAUUUCAUCGCUGCUAUGCAUGCAUGGCCUAGUAGGCCUUUGAUAUAAGAUUUCUGCUUGCUAUGCUGCUUCGUGUCGUUUUCUAAAUAACACCUUUUUGUUGAUGGUAGGCUUACGAGCUGCAUUCCCGCGCUGCAAGAGCGGUCUAUAUAAUCGCGACUAUACUUUGGGAUGGGGCGAGAUAUCACCCGUUUCAGAGGUAUUUAUCAAGAGUAUCCUGUUGAGAGUUGCUAGCAUUAGGGACUAGCUUCUUGUUAUACUUGUAUGAUCUGCGUUAAUAAUGCGACU